UUACAAUUUGGACUGCAAAAUAAGGUUCUUCAAAUGUAAUAAAGCCUCCAAUACUUUUGUUACUCUUAAAAUCCUAUUGGUCAUACCUCCUAGCAGAAAUUGUAAUGAAGACAUGCCACCUACUUUUGCAAGAAAAGCAAGAAAAGGAUUCACUAACAACCCUUUCUUGUCACUUAGUUUUUCCUUGUGAAAAGGCUAUUGGAAGAAUGUCAUUUAAAAUGUAAUGCAUCCAAAUCAAACGAUUAGAAGAAAUGAGGGAUUAAUCUUGCACAAUGAGUUCAAACUUGCUUGAAAACUAUUACUCCUAAAAUCCUAUUAGCCACACCUUGCAACAAAAGUUGCAAUGAAGGUGGGCCACCUACUUUUGCAAGAAAAGCAGGAAAAGGAUUCACCAACAACCCUAUCCUUCCACUUGGUUUUCUUUUUUUGUGAAAAGGUUGUUGGAAGAAUAUUGUUUAAAAUAUAGUGCACUCGAAUCU
This is a messenger RNA of Rubroshorea leprosula, 479 nucleotides long. Lineage: Eukaryota; Viridiplantae; Streptophyta; Magnoliopsida; Malvales; Dipterocarpaceae. The record is from the annotation of a GenBank genome assembly.